ACAAUUCUGUUGCUAGGAUACAACAAAUGCUCGGCUCUCUGUUGGAGACACCAGCUCGUUAAUUUAGCGUCUAACGUGUUUUCUUAAUUUAUUCGCUAGCUUCAUGGCCUGAGUUUACAAGUGGACUGUGUUAAGUAAGUCAUCCGCUUGGACACAUCGCUAGGGGUUUUCAUCAAACUACGCCCAGCCAUGCCAUAUUUUAAAUCCUCAAAAAAAAAUCAGCCAUUGUCAACCUUGUGGGCUAUUAAGUCACAGAAAUGUGGACUGCGGCACACAGUAUUCUCUGUCAAUGGAAAUGAAUACUCUGGAGAGUGGCAGGACAACAAGAAGCAUGGGAAGGGAACUCAGGUUUGGAAGUCUGGUGCCAUUUUUAAUGGCGAGUGGAAAUUUGGACAACGAGAUGGAUAUGGUACCUACAGUGUGCUGCUCCCAGAAACACAGGAGUAUGCAAAGAAGUACAUUGGUGGAUGGAAAAAUGGAAAAAAGCAUGGAUAUGGGAUGUACCUCUACAACAACUCAGCAGUUUAUGAGGGGGAGUGGAGUGAGGACUAUCGGAGUGGCUGGGGAAGGAUGUACUACGAGAGCGGAGAUAUCUAUGAGGGAGAGUGGAUGACGGAUAAGAAUCAUGGACAGGGCAUCAUCCAAUUUGCAAAUGGAAAUUGGUAUGAAGGCACCUGGGGAGAUGGCAAGAAGAACGGUAAUGGAAAGUUCUAUUAUCCUGACAAAGGCAAGCUUUAUGAAGGCUUUUGGGUGGAUGGAGUUGCAAAAUGUGGGACUCUGUCUGAUUUUGGGAGAAAUGAAGCACCAACACCGACCAAGUAUCCAAUUCCAAAGCUACACCUGGUGGAUAUGCAGUUGGUUUUAAGCGAAGCCCAGUCAGCCUACCUUGAGAGGAUCAACAGCAAGUUUCCACUCCACGACACACUCACAGACACCAAAUAAAAAAAGAAAACUAAUGGCA
Molecule: messenger RNA, 961 nt
Organism: Cottoperca gobio
Lineage: Eukaryota; Metazoa; Chordata; Actinopteri; Perciformes; Bovichtidae
Gene: morn3
Product: MORN repeat containing 3
Exons: 6
Coding region: 190-942 (250 amino acids)
Source: RefSeq, a predicted model, not a curated record